AGAAAAAAAGGAGUACAACAAGGAAUACAGGAUCAGGGGCUUAAAAAGGUACAAUAACUCAAUAAGACUUACAUGAUCGAAACGACGUCAUAUUUGCACACGUUAUCUUCUUCUUCUUCUUCUAGUUCUGGGAAAACUACAAGCUCGUAGCAGAAAUGGCUACUACUGCCUCUGCUUCAUUCACUCGCUUCUCUAUUAUCCCAAAACCACCUUCCCAACCGCAUUUCAUCCUAUACAACUUCCCUAAUCGAACCGGCACAUCCCGGUUCACCUGUUCAGCCGGUCAGGCCGGGUUAUUCUCUAAACUAGGCCGGUUACUAAAGGAGAAAGCGAAGAGCGAUGUAGAGAAGUUAUUCUCGGGUUUCUCAAAGACUCGUAACAACCUCUCCGUCAUCGAUGAGCUUCUCCUCUAUUGGAACCUCUCUGACACUGAUAGAGUCCUCGAUGAACUCGAAGAGGCUCUUUUAGUGUCUGAUUUUGGACCGAAAAUCACUAUGAAGAUAGUGGAGAAUUUGCGCGAGGAUAUACUUUCAGGGAAGCUUAAAUCAGGGAAUGAGAUAAAGGAAGCACUGAAGAAGAAUGUUUUGGAUCUGUUAACCAAAAAGGGGAGUAAAACUGAACUUCAACUUGGAUUCAGGAAACCAGCUGUAAUAAUGAUAGUUGGUGUUAAUGGUGGUGGGAAGACAACAUCUUUGGGAAAGCUGGCUUAUAGAUUGAAGAAUGGAGGUGCUAAGAUAUUGUUUGCAGCUGGUGAUACAUUCAGAGCAGCUGCUAGUGAUCAGCUGGAAAUAUGGGCUGAAAGGACUGGGUGUGAGAUUGUUGUGGCUGAGUCCCAGAAAGCCAAAGCAUCAUCAGUGCUUUCACAAGCUGUAAAAAGAGGAAAGGAGCUAGGUUUUGAUGUUGUGUUAUGUGAUACAUCUGGGCGUUUGCAUACUAAUUACAGCCUAAUGGAAGAGUUGAUUUCAUGUAAAAAGGCUGUUGCUAAAGUAGUUGCCGGUGCACCCAAUGAGAUCCUACUCGUUCUGGAUGGGACUACUGGUUUGAACAUGUUGCCACAAGCAAGAGAAUUCAAUGAAGUUGUGGGUGUUACUGGUUUAAUUUUGACCAAACUGGAUGGUUCUGCAAGAGGUGGCUGUGUGGUCAGUGUGGUUGAUGAGCUUGGAAUCCCUGUAAAAUUUGUGGGUGUUGGUGAAGGGGUUGAAGAUCUUCAACCCUUUGACGCGGAGGCCUUUGUCAAUGCCAUUUUCAUGUAAACCAGUUACAGGCUUUGAUGUAUAUGCUACAGUUCAGAAUAUAUAUUCGCAGAAGAGGUUGACACGAAUAUGAAGAGCAACACUUGAUCACAGGAAAGAUAACUUUUAAUAAUUGAAAUCAUUCUUCAGAGGCAAAGCUUUGCAAAAGGUAAAAUGAUUUUGGGGUGCGGAGCUAUUCUUGCUUUGGAGGCAGCUGAGAGUAUAUAUUCCUUUCACAUUGGUUGGCAGUUUCUGACAUUGUGACAGAGUGAUGGGGUUUAUUUUCCACUCUUGGCAUUGAACUCAGGGAUUUUGUUGCGGUGCUUGUAAAUGAUAGUACAGAAAACAUGAAGAUUGAACAUAAUGUCCAUCGUUUGUCAAUAUCUGAUUAUUAUUAUUAUUAUUAUUAUUAAUAAUAUGAUUUUCUUUUACCUUUCUUCAA
Messenger RNA from Cicer arietinum (chickpea), 1674 nucleotides. RefSeq names its product cell division protein FtsY homolog, chloroplastic. Gene Ontology annotation, molecular function: GTPase activity; GTP binding; ATP hydrolysis activity. NCBI's taxonomy places the organism in Eukaryota, Viridiplantae, Streptophyta, Magnoliopsida, Fabales, Fabaceae. Gene Ontology annotation, cellular component: membrane. Gene Ontology annotation, biological process: SRP-dependent cotranslational protein targeting to membrane. The record is from RefSeq and is a predicted model, not a curated record.